CUCUAUUCACUCCCAUCUCUUACCGUCCUACUCGCCUUUAUCGAAACACAAUGUCGACCGGCCCCAACAUCGCUAUUAUCAUCUACACCCUCUACGGUCACGUCGCCAAAUUGGCCGAGGCUGAAAAGGCGGGCAUUGAGGAAGCUGGUGGCAAAGCUGACAUCUACCAGGUUCCGGAGACGCUUACCGAGGACAUCCUCACCUUGGUGAAGGCACCGCCCAAGCCGGAUUAUCCCAUCGCCACGCCGGAAACUCUGACCAAGUAUGAUGGUUUCUUGAUGGGUAUUCCAACGCGAUACGGUAACAUGCCCGUUCAGUUCAAGGCUUUCUGGGAUGCCACCGGCCCUCUCUGGGCUUCAGGCGCCCUCGCCGGGAAAUAUGCCGGAGUAUUCGUAUCAACUGCUUCUAUGGGUGGUGGACAAGAAGUCACCGCGAUGAACACUCUGUCAACUUUCGCUCAUCAUGGUAUCAUCUAUGUGCCCUUCGGUUACUACGCUGCCUUUGCGCAGAUGACCAACCUUGAGGAAGUCCACGGAGGAUCGCCAUGGGGUGCUGGAACCCUCGCUGGUGGUGAUGGCUCUCGUCAACCAUCUAAACUCGAGCUCGACGUUGCCAAAAUUCAGGGCCAGCAGUUCGCCAAGAUCCUCGGCCGCGUCAAGCGCGAUUGAUUGGAUGUCGAGAAGGAGUAGGCGGCGAUUCGUACACACGAUGGAAAGAUCGUCCACCUAUAUCGUCGGUAGAAGUAUUUAUUAAUCAAGAAACCAACUCGUCGCAACCAAAUUGCUGGCAAA
This is a messenger RNA of Coprinopsis cinerea okayama7#130, 791 nucleotides long. Its product is annotated as NADH:quinone oxidoreductase. Bases 51 to 668 code for a protein of 205 amino acids. The transcript is spliced from 5 exons. NCBI's taxonomy places the organism in Eukaryota, Fungi, Basidiomycota, Agaricomycetes, Agaricales, Psathyrellaceae. Gene Ontology annotation, molecular function: FMN binding; NAD(P)H dehydrogenase (quinone) activity. The record is from RefSeq and is a predicted model, not a curated record.